AAAAUUUAAAAUGGAAGCUGCAUUUGAAUUAAAUGAUGUUCUUAUACACCUUGGAAUGAUAAAUGCAUUUAGUGAUAGCAAAGCAGAUUUUACUGGUAUUGUCAGUCAACAAGAUGAUAGAAAUGGUUCGGAAGCUGCAGCUGCUACGGCUGUUAUUAUGAAAACAAAGUCACUAUCAAUACGUCGAACACCUGAUCCAAUCGAAUUCAAAGCUGAUCGACCAUUUUUAUUCUUCAUUCGUGAAAGUCGACAGAAUAUUGUUUUAUUUAGUGGCAAAUUUGUUUCGCCACCAACAACUUCAUAA
Messenger RNA from Rotaria sp. Silwood2, 304 nucleotides. Lineage: Eukaryota; Metazoa; Rotifera; Eurotatoria; Philodinida; Philodinidae. The record is from the annotation of a GenBank genome assembly.